AUGGGCUUUCUAGAUCGUGGAGAACAUGACAAAGUCGACCCUUCUGCAAAGAGUGGCUCCCAAUUUGGAAGGAAUGCGCUUCCCGCUCCACCCAUAAUUUUGACUACACUACUCCCUACAUCAUUCUUAAACGAUCCUACUCGCGAUGUAUUUUCUUGCAACGACUCCAUUCGCGGUGCAACUUCUCGCGAGCUAUACAACAAUCCGCAACCUCUGGUCCCUGAUAUCGUCUUGACCUUUGAAGACGAACAAGUCUCGGCUCACAAGACUCUGUUGGAGAAGGCUUCAGAAGUGUUCCGUGCAGCAUUCGCAGGCAGCUGGGAUAGCACCGUCUCUCGUCGUUAUGCAAUCGAAGGCUAUUCCAAGAGCGUUGUACACUCCAUGAUCAAACACAUUUACGGGUUCCAGGAGCUUCACGUCACUAUCACGGCAGAGGCGAAUGGCGAGGAAUCUGAUGUCCUGCUUAAGAAAAUGGACUUUUGCUUUCAGAUGUACCUGAUCGGCGGCGAAUAUCAAAUUAAGACGUUCCAAGUGGCAGUCGCCGAAAGGUUUCGACUAUUGAUGGAGGAAACCUGUCCGGGCGAUGGGCGCAAAGGUGACGAAGCCAGCCGACUGGUCAAAAUGGUCGAAGCCGUGAACGCGUUCUUUCAAAUGAACGAAUUGGCUGACUGGGAGUGUGACCCCUCUGUGUCUCACGACUUCACCUUGAUCGCAACAGAUCAGGAGACACGAAGCGAAGACAAACUAUUGUAUCGAAAGAUAAACAAAUGGUGGCCUCCUGUCAAACGCCGUAAUCCCGGGUACCUGACGAGUGAGGAUCUGACGGAUAACGGUCUAUCGGAUGGCGAGUUGGAAGAAGAAUUUGAAGAACAUAUAUCGAUAUUCGAUGAAGGUCCUAUAUACACUGGUGGAAUCGGGGCUCAGGAACUACAUCAUUGGAGUGAUGACGGAUUGAGCGUGUAG
This is a messenger RNA of Aureobasidium subglaciale EXF-2481, 963 nucleotides long. RefSeq lists its product as uncharacterized. The transcript is spliced from 3 exons. Gene Ontology annotation, molecular function: protein binding. The coding region runs from base 1 to 963 and encodes 320 amino acids. The record is from RefSeq and is a predicted model, not a curated record. NCBI's taxonomy places the organism in Eukaryota, Fungi, Ascomycota, Dothideomycetes, Dothideales, Saccotheciaceae.